Molecule: messenger RNA, 324 nt
Organism: Candidozyma auris
Lineage: Eukaryota; Fungi; Ascomycota; Pichiomycetes; Serinales; Metschnikowiaceae
Product: mRNA splicing protein SMD1
Exons: 1
Coding region: 1-324 (107 amino acids)
Biological process (GO): spliceosomal snRNP assembly; RNA processing
Cellular component (GO): commitment complex; pICln-Sm protein complex; catalytic step 2 spliceosome
Molecular function (GO): RNA binding
Source: RefSeq, a predicted model, not a curated record
AUGAACCUCCCGCUGGCCACCAACCAGCCAGUUACAGUGGAACUCAAAAACGGGAACUCCGUCAAUGGUCAGGUGCUUUCGUGCACACCGACCAUGAACCUCUCGAUGAAGAACAUCAAGCUCAUACAACCUCAUCAGGACCCUCAGCUCAUGCCGUUCAUAAACAUUCGAGGAAACCAAAUAAGACAAGUGUUGCUACCUGAUGACCUAAAUAUCGAAAGUUUGCUUGCAAAGAGUGCAGUCAAGAUGAAGGGUCCUGGGGCAGGGCCAGGAAAGCAGGUCAACAAGAGACCAGCCAGAAGGGGAGGCAAAAGAGCCUUCUGA